ACGUCUCUAGAGAGAGAAAGAAAAGGCUUUCAAUUUUCCGAGAGGGGGAGAGAUCCAAAUUUCAAUUUUUGUCCAAAAAAAAAAAUUCUAUAAUUCAUCCCCUUUUCGAUCCAAGCGCGGAUCGGAGUCGCCACCGUAGAUCCGCCGGCAAUUCAUGGAGGGGGUUGGGGCCCGACUAGGCCGGUCCUCGACUCGGUACGGACCGGCCACGGUGUUCACUGGGCCGGUGAGGAAGUGGAAGAAGAAAUGGGUCAACGUAUCGCCCUCCGCUUCUGCUUCUUCUAACUCCAACAACAAUCACUCUCACCCUCAAAACGGUACUUCUAACGGUAAUAACGGUUCCCAUCUGGUGCUUUACAAAUGGACCCCUAUCACCCAAAGCCAGAACCAAAACAACAACAACAACAACAACAACGGGGUCGCUAAUACCAACAAUAAUACUGGGGACAGUGGCUCCGGCAAGGACGAGACGGUGGUUGGGACGGCAUCCGAGGAGCCACCUCGGAGGAAAUUCAAAUAUGUUCCGGUUGCCUUACUAGAGGAGCAGAAUAAUGAGGCUGCCGAAAAUGAGGAUGCUGAAAAGGUUGAUGAUGAAGCUAAACUAAUUGAUAUUGACUCAAGUGCAACAGAACCAACUGGCAAGGGUGUUGCUUUGAAUGAUAAACCUGACAUCAAUGAUGUCCCUGCAGAAGAAAGUCAGGAAAAAAAUCAGGGAGUACGUCAGGAUCUGAAUGAAAGCACGCUGGAUUUAAGUUUGGGCUUGACAUCCCAUGAUGACGAGCAUGACUCCGAUCUAAAACCUAAUCGUCACACAAGAGAUGGCCAGUAACGUGCCAAACUCAGGUAGCCACCGGAACAGUGUUUCAAAGCUUCCUUAUUCUCUGGAAGAUGGAAACUUGAAGCGUUAGCGUACACAUUUGUGUCCUACAAAAUGGAAUUUUCACCUUGGCUUUCUGCUCACCCGGUCAUUUAGUAUGUAUUCAUCUGAGUGUUCUUGCAGGGCUGCUUAUAAUUUGUACUGUAGGAAUAGAUACAUUUUUCACUUAUCAUUAGAAAGAAUAUUUUUUCCCCAGAUAUUUACUGGGAUAGGACAUUUUGGACUUACAGACGAUAUGUUUUUCGGGUGAAUUUUUUAAUUCAAAUAACAUUUCUCAUGAA
Molecule: messenger RNA, 1158 nt
Organism: Prosopis cineraria
Lineage: Eukaryota; Viridiplantae; Streptophyta; Magnoliopsida; Fabales; Fabaceae
Exons: 3
Coding region: 155-829 (224 amino acids)
Source: RefSeq, a predicted model, not a curated record